Molecule: messenger RNA, 1894 nt
Organism: Saccostrea echinata
Lineage: Eukaryota; Metazoa; Mollusca; Bivalvia; Ostreida; Ostreidae
Product: interleukin enhancer-binding factor 2 homolog
Exons: 15
Coding region: 106-1272 (388 amino acids)
Source: RefSeq, a predicted model, not a curated record
UCGACAUCCAUUUUCCCUCUAUUUCUACAUCCGGAGUGAAACCACUCGGCGUCAACACAUUGUUUUGCUGAUCGUUAAAGCCAACACUGGAAAAGAUCCAUACAAAUGAUGAGGAAUAUGAGAGGACGUGGAGGUCCAAUGAGGGGUGGAAUGAUGCGACCAAUGUCUCCCAUGGGAGGCCCCUUUAAACCUGGACCCCCGUUUCGGGCAUUCAUUCCUCACAUACCAUUUGAUCUGGUGCAGUGUGAAUCAACAUUUCCAAGAACCAAACCAGCACCCGAUGAGAAGGUUUUUACAGAUUGUCUACUGAAAAGGAACAAUGACCUGACACCCUCUUCCCAAGAGCAGGCCUCGAUCUUAGCCCUGGUCACCAAGAUACAAGGUGUGAUGGAUAGUUUGGUGCUGGCCCCCACCUCAUUUGAUCCUGCACAAAUCGAGGAGGUGAGACAGGUGGGGUCGUUUAAGAAGGGCACCAUGAUGGCGGGAAACAAUGUGGCUGACAUUGUAGUCAUGCUGAAAACUCUACCUACAAAGGAGGCUGUGGCAGUGCUGGGGAAUAAGAUUGUGGAGGAUCUCCGAACACAGGACCCUGACGAAGUGUUGACCAUGCUGACAAAUGACACAGGAUUUGAAAUAAGUUCAUCAGAUGCCACAGUGAAAUGUCUGAUCACAACUAUUCCCCCAAAUCUGAAGAAACUGGACCCAGAAUUACACUUGGACGGGAAGGUCAUGCAGAGCCACCUGGCAGGAAUCCGUCAUGCUCGCUGGUUUGAAGAAAAUGCAUUCCAUUCAAGUAUUAAAGUGCUGAUAAGAUUAAUGAGAGAUCUGAAGAAUAGAUUUAAAGGAUUUGAACCCCUAACAUCAUGGAUUAUUGAUCUGUUGUCUCACUAUGCCAUCAUGAAUAACCCCACAAGACAGCCCCUCCCUAUCAAUGUAGCCUUCAAGAGAUGUCUACAGUUGUUGGCAGCGGGAUUUUUCCUCCCAGGAUCAGUCGGGAUCACAGAUCCUUGUGAACAAGGAACGGUACGAGUCCACACCGUGAUGACCCUUGAACAGCAGGAUAUGGUGUGCUUCACAGCUCAGACAUUACUCCGAGUACUGACCCAUGGAGGAUUUAAACAGAUCCUAGGCAUGGAGGGAAACUCUAGUAUAGCGACAGAGAUGAGCGUGUGGGAGGGGGUGGUUGUGACACCGUCAGACAAAGCCUACGAGAAACCGGAAAAACGGGAAGGGGAGGAAGAAGAUGAAGAUGGCGAUAUGGAAACACAAUGAUCACCAUGGCAACACCAACAACUACAUGAUGUCCCUACUGCAAGAAAUUUGUGUGGCAAUUACAGAAUUGCAGCUGACAUUUUAUGGACAAAAGUGGCUACAGCAAAUGGAACCUAAGUGUGGUAUACAUUGUUCUGUUGAAACUGAGAAUUGGAAAGGAAAGAACCAAAGGAAUAUACAAAUGUACAUGUAUGUUAGAGAGAGAGAGAGAGAGAAAGAGAGGGGAGAGAGAGACUUGAUAAAAUGCCAUAUUUGUAUGUUUUACUUUGUUUUCAUCCCAUUGUGACUGUAUUGUUUAGUUGUAUGUUGUUGAAAUUUCCAUGUCAGAACAAAUUGAAAAUUAAUUCCUUAAGUUUAAUUAUUAAAAAAAUGGAAUUUUAUUUAUUUUACUUAUAUAACAGGCAUGCAUUUGCAAGUUCUUGCAAGUUAAAAAGGCAGCAGAUAUAUAAUUAGAAAUCCUGAUGAAAUUUAAAAAAAAUACAAUGUUUAGUUAUGAAAAUUGUAUGUGACUUUAAGUUAAAUAUUUUAUAAUUUUGAUGGUAAGUAUAAAGCAAGAAUAAUGUUUCUGAUGUUAACAAAGAAAAAUUUAAAGGAUAAAAUGUACAUGUAUAUAUUAAUGUCA